GGCCCGGGAGGCGACGCGCGCGUGCGCACCAGGUUCCCAACGCCCUUUUCGUCUGGGCCAGUUUUCGCGGGAGGGCGGCCUGCAUUUCUUAAGGCUCUGCUUGCUCGUGUCAGCAGGAAAAGAGCGUGGGGGGUUUCUGUUUCCACCCUACGCUUAGUUUCUCUCAGACGUAAAUAAUAAAACAACAUCUCGCUGCUAGUCCGUGAACCCCAUGAAGCCUCCGCAGGGCUCGGUAGCCCCGGGAUCGUCAACGCCACGGCCAAUGAUUGACAGGAGCUGCGGCCUGGGUGCACGCAGGCGCAGUAUCUCCGUCAACGCUUCCGCCAUCGCGCCGUGCGACUUUUUUGGCGCCGACUGCGGCGCGAGCGGGGACGGCCCCCGGGAGGCUUUCGCGUCCUUGCUGUGGCUGUGGUCCCCGGCGGCACGAUGCGCUACAACGAGAAGGAGCUGCAGGCGCUGUCCCGGCAGCCGGCCGAGUUGGCAGCCGAGCUGGGCAUGCGGGGCCCCAAGANNNCCGCAGUGGUGAAGCGGCGGCUGGUGAAGUUGGUGGUCAAUUUCCUCUUCUACUUCCGGACCGACGAGGCCGAGCCCGUCGGAGCCUUGCUGCUGGAGCACUGCAGAGUCAGCCAGGAAGAGCCCCGCGGCUUCUCCAUCAGCUUCAUGGAGGACCCUGACAGGAAGUACCACUUUGAAUGCUGCAAUGAGGAGCAAUGUCAGGAGUGGAUAGGGGCCCUGCGGCAAGCCAGCUAUGAGUUCAUGCGGAGGAGCCUCAUCUUCUACAGGAGUGAGAUCCAGAAGAUGACCGGCAAGGACCCCCUGGAGCAGUUCGGCAUAUCUGAAGAGGCCAGGUUCCAGCUGAAUGGGUUGAAAGCCUGAGUCCUUUUCUUCCAGGGGCUGGAACCAGCCUGGCCCGUUCCUGCCAGGCCCUGGGUUUUUUCUGGUCAAGCUUGGAUUUGCAGUUGUUUUGACUUAAAAGACUAAAGCCAAAAGCUCAGGACUGGGUGAAGUACCCAGCAAGCAUCCCUGCCCUGAUAGGGGGGCCCACUGGACUGGCCUCACUGGCCAUGUGCUGCUGCCAGGGGGACAAGCACCCACGCCCUCGGGCAGCCCACCCAGGGCCCGCCCUGGGCAGUGCACAGACUGAAUGUAUGAAGCUAAACGAUGCUGUGAAAGUGGGGGCCUCUCUCGUCAGGCCACUGUGAACUCUGCUGAUGGGCAGGUCCUGGCCAGGUGCUUUGGGCUGGCUUCUUACUCUGUUCAAAUAAAGGUACCUCUUUUCCACAUGGAAUGGUACACUGGAUGCAGGAAGGACAGGUGUCGUCCUUUGCAGGCCCCAGGGGGCAGUGAGGGUGACGGGACAAAGUUUCUCUCCAGGGUCAGUACCUGGGUAGAAGGGGCUGGGCCACCAGCAGAGGAGCAGGGGCAGGGCUGAGGGCUGUAAGCCAGAAAGCCCCGGGGCGUAGGACCCAGGCCUUGAAGGCCAGUGUGGCUGUGACCAGUGUGGCCAGCUCCCAAGAUGACCUCAUGGACCCACCUUCGCUUUUGGGCCUCCCUGAGUGGAAGACAGAAUUGGAACAGCGCAGCUCAGUUGGCCCUUCUGGGGUUCUCACCUGGUCCAGCUCUGGCAGAGGGCCUGGGGCUCCGUGUUCACAGCUACCGCCUGAGUGACUGCCGGCCCCCCACCCAGGGGAUGCAUGACUUCUGUACAGACACACCAGGCACCAGGCUGACCUGCCCCAUCACCGGACAUGCCACGCGGGCUCGGAAGGAGGCCCUCACGAGCGGACGCACAAAGUAAAUGCACUUAUACACGGCCAGCCACGUCUUCCACAAGCACCACUGGGAACGGUCCCCCUUGGAACACACCUGCGGCCCUGCCCCAUGGACUGGAAGGCUGACUGUCCCCCGCUCCCACCCGCCCGUCAGCUCCGAGGCCAAAGACCCGGUCCUGGGCCCCGGUCUCAGUGAGGGGAGGGCCUUCUUGGGGGAGUACCCCUUCGCGAGACAGCAGACUGCCCCCCACCUGGAGCAGGGAGCCUUUGGUGUAGGAGGAGCGACGGGGUAAGCAGGGCAGGCGCUGCCGAGGACGGGAUUUGGCGUUGGUCACCUGGGGAGUCAGCACCAGGAGGACGUGGAGGCGGGCGGG
Messenger RNA from Condylura cristata (star-nosed mole), 2146 nucleotides. It is a transcript of the gene PLEKHJ1, whose product is annotated as pleckstrin homology domain containing, family J member 1. NCBI's taxonomy places the organism in Eukaryota, Metazoa, Chordata, Mammalia, Eulipotyphla, Talpidae. The coding region runs from base 427 to 876 and encodes 149 amino acids. Gene Ontology annotation, biological process: retrograde transport, endosome to Golgi; endosome organization; receptor recycling. The record is from RefSeq and is a predicted model, not a curated record. The transcript has 7 exons. Gene Ontology annotation, cellular component: trans-Golgi network; early endosome; recycling endosome.